Molecule: messenger RNA, 2427 nt
Organism: Ananas comosus (pineapple)
Lineage: Eukaryota; Viridiplantae; Streptophyta; Magnoliopsida; Poales; Bromeliaceae
Product: U-box domain-containing protein 1-like
Exons: 2
Coding region: 349-2427 (692 amino acids)
Biological process (GO): protein ubiquitination
Cellular component (GO): nucleus; cytoplasm
Molecular function (GO): protein binding; ubiquitin-protein transferase activity
Source: RefSeq, a predicted model, not a curated record
AUUAAUCUGAAAAUUAGCUUCAAUUUAUUUAGUUUCUUUCGAACCAGUAGCCGUUGAAGCGUCGACCAACUAAUAACGAACCCCUCAAACGCUCCCCUGCCGCCACGUGGCAGCCUCCCAAGUUGUUGCCACCCCCUACGUCUUCAUUUAUUUACUAAGCUAAAGCACAAACAUGCAGAGACAAAAACCCUCUCCUCAACUCAUUCUGACUAUCCAAUUAUGUGCUUAAUUUUAUUGAUUAAUUAUAAUUAAUGUUCCUCGUGCGACCAAAUCAAUGGAUUAGACGAGAAGGUUAUUUAAUAAUCCACGGUCGCCCCACCGUCACCGGGAACGUCUUGGGACCAACCAAUGAAUCCCCGAAAGUCGACGGCGGCCGCUGCGGGCGUCUUAUUAUCCGGCUUCCUCCCUUCGAAUUCACUCUUAGAAUCCCUCCUCCGCGUGUCCGACGAGGUGGCGGCGUCUGCGAAUGCGCCGACCCCUUUGUUCCUCCAGUCCCGGAACAUUGCCUCCGCCGCCCGCCGGAUCCGCCUCCUCUCCCCGCUCUUCGACGACCUCCGCCACGCAACAGCGCCGCUACCCCCGCCCGCGAUACUCUGCCUCACCGAGCUCUACUCCAUCGUCCGGCGGAUAAAGGCUGUCAUCGAUGCGCUCGGCUCCGGCAGCGCGCUCUGGGGUCUUCUGCAGACCGAGUCCUACUCCCGCCAAUUCUAUUCGUGCACGAAAGAGCUGGGCCGGGCUCUCGACAUCCUCCCUCUGAGUGGUUUAGACGUCACGGCGGACGCCCGCGAGCAGGUGGAGCUGGCCCACCGGCAGCUCAAGCGGGCAGAGGUGUUCGUGGGCCGCGACGAGCUGCGUUUAAGGGAGGAGCUCAUCGAGGCCAUGGGUAAGAACUACAAAGAUGGCGACGACGAUCGUCGCGACCAUUUAAAUAACUGGGAGAAGAUGGAGGCGAUUAUGCGGACGCUCGGCGUCCGGUCGGCAUUGGACUACGACGAGGAGAUACGGAGGCUCGAGGCUGAGAUUCCUAAGCAGGCCGGCACCGGCGGGGUCGUCGCGGUUUCGAACAUCUACGGCCUACUAGCUCUUGUUAGGCUCUCUAAAGCGAUGAUGUUCGGUAACAGCAGCAGCAGCAGCAGCAGUAGUUCCACGAGUGAGCUUGUUAAACCGGAGGCGGCCGGAACGGCGAUGGCGGCAACAGGGGCAGGGGCGAGCAGUUCGUUGUUGUGUAAUUCUAUCGAAAUGAGCAUUCCGGACGAGUUCCGGUGCCCGAUCACGCUCGACCUGAUGCGCGACCCGGUGAUCGUGUCGUCGGGCCACACGUACGACCGCAGCUCGAUCGCGCGGUGGCUCGACUCGGGGCGGCACAGCUGCCCGAAGAGCGGGAGGCGGCUGAUCCACACGGCGGUGAUACCGAACUACGCGGUGAAGGGGCUGAUGGAACAGUGGUGCAGGGACCACAACGUGGCGGCGCCGUUCUGGGAUGAGGAGCGGGGGCGUGGCGGAGAGGGGUCGGUGGACCACAUUGCGGCGGCGAGGGCGGCGGCGGACGCGGUGCGGAUGACGGCGGAGUUUCUGGUGGGGAAGCUGGCGACGGGGUCGAGGGAGGCGCAGCGGCAGGCGGCGUACGAGGUGCGGCUGCUGGCGAAGACGGGGAUGGACAACCGGCGGAUCAUAGCGGAGGCCGGCGCGAUCCCGUUCCUGGUGACGCUGCUGGGCUCGGCGGACGCGCGCACGCAGGAGGACGCGGUCACGGCGCUGCUGAACCUGUCGAUACACUACGGGACCAAGGCGCUGAUCGUGUCGGCGCCGGGGGCGGCGGACGCGAUCGUGGGGGUGAUGCGGCGGGGGGCGGCGGCGGAGGCGCGCGAGAACGCUGCGGCGGCGCUGUUCAGCCUCUCGAUCCCGGAGGAGCACCGGGGGGCGGUGGCGGCGCGGCCCGGGGCGGUGGCGGGGCUCGUGGAGCUCCUCCGCGAGGGGAGCCCCGCGGGGAAGCGCGACGCGGCCGCGGCGCUGCACAACCUCUCCGCGCGCGGCGGCGGCGGCGGGAGGGCGGUGGGGCCGCUGGUGGGGCUGCUGACGGACGGGGCGGCGGGGGUGGCGGACGAGGCGCUGGCGCUGCUGGUGGCGCUGUGCGGGUGCGAGGCGGGGAGGAGAGGAGUCGGCGGGGAGAGGGGGCUGGUGCCGAUUCUGGUGGAGGUGGUGAGGGAGGGGACGGAGAGGGGGAAGGAGAACGCCGUGAGCCUGCUGCUGGGGCUGUGCAGGGACGGAGAGGAGGAAGUGGGACGGCGUUUGUUGGCGAACCCGAGGAGCGUUCCCGCGCUGCAGAGGUUGACGGUGAGUGGGUCCCCCAGGGCCCGGAGGAAAGCCGAUGCGCUGCUCAGGUUGCUCAAUACGUACUGCAUCCAAUCUCUCAAUCCAAUUGGAUGA